AGCUUAGAAGGGCCCAGGGAGGCCUGGUGCUCUGGGGAGGGGGGGAUCCCUCAGCGUCCCUAGGGAACAGCUACUGCUGCCAACUCCUAGGUGUGCGUGAAGGUACACUUGGCUGAACUUUCCUAACCGGGGAGACUGGUGACUGUGACCUACGAUACCUUUAGGAGUAAAGCAAAUGAACUCCAGAUGCAGGCUUGUAUGAAAUGAAAACGGAUUGGAUUAAAACAUAUAUAAAUGGAGUCUGACAACUUUAAUUGUAUAUGCUUGUUUUCUGCUCUUGCCUACGUAAAAACGGUAAAGCGGACUCAGAGCCGUUACGAAAUUUACUCAAAUUUCUCGCUUAACUAGGAAGAAGACUAUGUGAAAUAUGUAUUUCCGAUAAGAUUAAACUUAAAGGAGUUUGAGUAUUUAUUGACUAAAAUAGAUUACUCCAAAGUGUCUAUUGUGUAAAUUAGAUUCCUGAAUGUAAUGAACACAGCCGAAUGGCAUUUUUGAUAAAUUGGUCUACCCUGUUUUAGUAAAAAUAGCUCCCUUUUACCAUAAUUUAAUUUCUGUGCUUACUGUAAAACCCGUUGUGGAGUUUUAAGAGACAAACCUUAAUUUUUUCUUUUCUUGCCUUACUAAAUGUGACAUCCUAGCGUAAUAUCAAUGAAGUUUCUUUUUUAAGCAUCCUGGCCAAAGUGCCUGGGAAAUAGAUUUGGUGUCUAGAAAGUUAUUGGAUUUUGGGAACUCUCUGGACCUGUUCCCUAACCCCCCCGCUGUGACUACCUACAUCAUCUGGGACCAUGGGGACAGUUAACUGUGUGGCUGUAGGGCUAGAGAGAAAGCUGCCCUGUCCGUGGGCUUGAAUGAACUUUAAUAUGUUGAUUAAAAAAAAAAAAAACCCUUUAUCUGAGCAUGGUUCUCUUUCUUGAGCAUCCGGUGCCUUUUGGUGGUGGAUAAUAAUUUGGCCAUCUUAGAUGUUUGCGGCUUUGUCGCAUGUUUGAAAACUUCACUUGAAUGUGGAAUGCCAAAGUGGAAGUACAAGCUUAAGCUGGUUCUUUCUCUGGGCCCUGAAGAGGCCUUUUGAAUUAUCUGGUUUAGGGUCAUCUCUUUUUGCACCGAUGGUAAGUGAGCCAAAUGAGACAGCAGUUUGAGAGAGAAUUCCGUAAUUUCAGGCUCUCCUCGUCUUUCCAGACCCUUACACUGAGAUUGGGUUUCCUGCAGAGCCCAUUGUGGGUUUUGGCAUUGCCACCUGAGGGUAAAGAGCUUGGGUCUUAGUUCUCUGCGAGCCGAGUGGAUCCGGGGGGGAUGCUGCCAUCCCGCUCCUCCCUGAGGACUCAGUGAGCCAGGGCUGUGCCCUUGUCCCUCUGCUUGGUCUGUCUUGAAGGCUGCCGUGUGACGUGGGGUGAGUGCCCAGGAAGAGACUUUCUGAAGAUUGAGCCUUAUUUCAUUUCCUUUUUAGUCCUGAAGCCUUGUGAUAUAGAAGUUUCGGUGCGUUGGUGCUGCUGAGGCUAAUUGGACAAGUUUUUAUCCUUUCUCCGACUUGUAAAAAACCAGGCUUUUGUAUUUUUUUUUUUUAAUUAGAAAAACACCAUUGUAUAAAUAUACCUUUUAAAUACAAACGCGCGUUUGAAAAGAGGACACUUUCUGAAAAGAAGCUCAUGUAACUCUGCAUGUUAGCGCCACUUUGAACUUUUUUGGGCUGGGGCCUGCCGUUGACUGCCUUCCCUUUUGGACUUUGCUCCUCCAUGGGUUCCAGGGCUCCCAUUCAUGUUCUUAGGAGCCUUUACAGACCAAAACUUUAAAUGUUUUUCUCUUUUUCAAAAUAAAAACAGAAAUUCCAUUUUGUGGAAAAACUACUUUCUGGUUGCUUUUAUUUUCUUUUCACCUGUUCUGGAAGUGUGUAUGUUGCCAGCCCUCCAGGACUGUUCUCCAUAAGAAUUACAUUAUUUUAAAUAAAAUACGUAUCCCAACUAGUAUCCUUUAUUAAACACCAAACCCAGAAACCAAACCCACUGCCAUCGAGUUGAUUCCGACUCAUAGCAACCCUGUAUGACAGAGUAGAACUGCCCCACAGAGUUUCCAAGGAGCGCCUGGCGGGUUCGAAUUGCCGACCCUUUGGUUAGCAGCUGUAGCGCUUAACCACUAUACCACCAGGGUUUCCUUAUAAAACACAGUAAUGAGUAAAUAAAUUGAGGGCUUCUACACUGCUGGUUAUUUUUUUCUUUUGGGUUCUUUUAAUAUUGAUGUCUUUAAGAUUGGAUGUGUGAAGGGGUCGUGAUCAGUCGAUGGAAGUUUUUUCCUGUGUGAAGCUGUGUGGGUUUUUUUUUAACUAGGUGCAAGUCAGUGAAGGGAUGGAGUUAUGCAGCAACUCCUGAUACAGUUGGGUCCACAGAGACCCCUUCUCCUGCAUCCUCACUUUCACAUCACUCAUAUUGGUGAUUAGCUACGUGAGGAAGUUGAAAAGGGAAGGGACAUACUGCCAAUCCCCUCAGGAAUUAUCCUUGCCCUUAUCCACUGGGGUACCUUUAAAAAUGCUGCCUGGUGAGCUGAUUGAGCCCAGGACUUUUAAAGGCAGUUUAAAGAGUCCUGCCCCGCUGCCAUGGAGUUAAAACAGACCCACUAGGGUUGGUGCUGGAGCCCUGAGGAAACAAUCGUUUAGGUUCUUGUGCUCCCCCUCUGGGCCUACCUGUAGCAGCUAACAGUCAAAACCGCUCCUGAGGCUGUGCUCGCAUUCUUAGAAGAGAAAACCUGGCCAGAAGUUGAAAACCUAUAUCCGUUUCAGUUCAUUUAUAAAGCCCAAGGAACAUCGUGGUGAAAUGAAGGAAGGACAAACGUGGAGGGAAAAACUUGGACAUUUUAAAAAAGUUCAUCGUAUGAAAAAUCCUACAGAGCUAGGCUAAAAUUCCUACCUGUGUUUUUGUUUAAUGUAGUUCACAUAUUUGACCCCAUGUAAUGGAAUCCAAGGAGCCCUGGUGGCACAGUGGUUAAAGCGCUUGGCUGCUAAGCAAAAAGGUCAGCGGUUUGAACCCACCAGCCGCUUCGCGGGGGGAAGGAUGUGGCAGUCUGCUUCUGUAAAGAUUUACAGCCUUGGAAACCCUAUGGGGCAGCUCUACUCUGUCCUCUAGGGUCGCGUUGAGUCGGAAUCCGCUGGAUGGCAGUGGGGUUGGGUUUUGGUUAAUGGAAUGUAACACAAAUGCUACAUUAAAGCUACUGUAAAGGACACUAAUAUACAGCAUCAUAAAUUAAUUUAGAAAUUAUUUAAAAGCCUACUUAAAAUUAUUUGAUGUAUAAUGUUUUAAAAUAUAAUUGGUUUUUCCCUGGAAGAGUCUGAUUUUUACAAUUGUCAGGAUACAGAUAUCUGUCUAGUCUUACUGUUUUUUUGAAGCUAUGCAUUAUGGCUUGAGAGAGUUUUGAUUUCAGUGGAAAAUUUCGCUGCCUCCGACUGUUUAAACCAGACCCUUAAUCUUAUUUUAACAUAUUUAAAAUGUUCAGAAAACCCAGAAGAAUUGUUUUGUGUAAGUAGCAAGUGAAUGUAGUUUCAACACUCAAGCAAUUCAAGUGUCUAAUUGGAAACAGGUGGAAUUCUUGGAAUCCUGGAUUGGAGCCUUUUUAUAGCAAACCAUAAGGAGCCCUGGUGCCGCAGUGAUUAAGCGCUCAGCUGCUAGCUAAAAGGUCGGCAGUUCAAACCCACCAGCCGCCCUGUGGGAGAAAGAUGUGGCAGUCAGCUUCCUUAAAGAUUUACAGUCCUGGAAUCCCUAUGGGGCAGUUCUGCUCUGUCUUACAGGGUCACUAGGAGUUGAAAUAGACACAACAGCAAGGGACGCCUUUCACUUAAGGCCAUUCGUUUGAUUGAAGCUAUUUGAAGAGGAGCCCUGCAGCCUCCCACUAUGCCCCACUGCUGUUUACCUGGCUGUUCCAGUCAUGCCCUCUCAGAAACUGGGUGCCCGAAUACCCAAGAGAAAGGUGCGUGCGAAGAUCACGGCAUAAUUAGACAAGCUGUUCGAUAUCUGUGUUAUGUAACUUUUAUAACAAAGAAGCUGUGAAUUCAUUUGUGACUUUUGAUUUAAUAAACAUUUAUUGACCUGAGUAUUGGGGUACAUUUUGUUACAUCCUAAUACUGAUUUAGAAUUCAGAAAGAAAUCACUUUGCUUAAAUGUUCUCCAUUUAGAGAUACAAGCUUAAAUAGUAACCAAAAAAAUUAACUCGGUUAGGGGGAUAUUUAUAAAGAUGCUAAUGGUGGGGCCUUCUGAAUUCCUUUUCCCAUUCUAGUUGUCAGGCUGUGUUCCUGAAAACCAGAGGACAGCCCUGAUUUUGCUGCGUAGUUAAAAACCGAGUUUUGGUUUGUGUGUAGAUACGACUGCGAGUGUGUUGGAUUUUACUUAAGAUGACAACUGAGACUUUGCUGCGGUGUUGGCCCUGUCCUGGCUUUGGCUUUGCUGAGCUGUAACCCAUUCCUCUUUUCACCUGUAUUCUGAGAAAGUUGUUAGAGGGUAGCAGUCUUUGGCUGGAAAGGAAGAGCCCCUGCGGAAGCUGACAGCCGGGGCUUGAGCGCAAACCUGGGGUGCUGCUUCCAUUUGCUCCGUCCCUCAAGGAGCUUUGAAACACCUGGGCUAAUGCAUCUGGGUGGUGACUUAAAGAUUUUUUAAAGUGCUUGUGCUACUCUGUUCCCAAAACAUGACACAAUUAAAAUACCUAAUGAGGGCAAACAACCCUUCCUGAAAGACAUCUAAUUUGUUGCACCAACUUUUCCUUUAAAAAGUAAACAACUCUAAUAAAAAUAAUUUUAGUCCUUAACUGUAAUUAUAGGAUAAUGUUAGUCACAUAUGUUGUACACAAAAUAAAUGCUUGUUAAUUUCUUAAUUUUAAUCUGAUGUCUUUACGCCCUUUUAUGUUUCUGAGAGCCCUGGGCUGGGGGCAGCCCGGGAAGCUCCUGUGGCCAGACGGUUGCCAGCCUCCCCACACUGGAUUGGCAUGGAUUCUACCCACAGGAGUCUGCCUACUCAGAGGAAGCUGCCCUUUCUUCCCCUAGGUUGUUCCCACUGAACACAAUCAGACAGUUGACUAGAAAGGAGCUGGGUUGGGAGUAUUCCUCCCCAGGACUUAUCUAACAUUGCAGAGCAACUGAGAAAAUAGCCAGGUAGGAGAUUCACCUGAAAUGAAACUGACCAGAUUCUGCUUCCUUUCAUUGAAGCAUUUGUGAAAAUAAGUCGGGAUAGCGACAAAAUGGCCCACACUUUAAUAAAACAAGAGGCUAUGGGAGUAGACGGGCCCGCUGGGUGUUGCACAUGGCAGACGCUCCGUCAGUUGACAGUUGAAAUCCUGGAUGCUUCUGAUCGUUUGUGAUUUAUGAAGUUAAUGUAGGAGGAAAUUACCAGAGCUUACUCCAAAACUCCAGGGAAGUAGCUUGUUCUUCCUUAGUAUUACUCUUAAGUAUAGCGGCAUGGAGCCUGCUUUCUAUUAGGCUGUGUAAGCAGAUGCAGUUAACAUUUUUCAAAAAAAUUUUUAUAUGGUUGUGAGGUGUUCCGAGCUUGGUUAGGAGAAAAAGAAAUUGACAAGUUAGCUCUUAAGUUGAACAUUGCAAACUUGUGAGAAAUAGAAUGUCAUUCUUACUGUCAUUAAAAAUUUAUUUGGGUGUUGACAGCCUUUUGCUAAAUGUAAGACAUUCAGAUCCUGUCCACCAGGUUUUAUUAAAAGAAAAAAAAAAAAUUCAAAAGCUGCUUCUCCCCUCAGUAAAUUGUUAAUGUUUUGGCUUCUAACAUAGCUUUAUGUUUUUAAGCCCAAAAGAAAUAUUAACUCAUUUUAAGUGCACCAUUGUUUUGUUGUUAUUUUGGACCUGUGAAGUUCAUUUCCUGUUGUUUGGGUGGGAUAAAUUACUAUUUAAAUAAAAACAUUUUGAUAAAAGCCCAUUGCUCUUGAGUUGAUCCCAACUCCCAGCAGCCCCAUAGGACAGAGUAGAACUGCUCCAUCUGGUUUCCAAGGAGCGCCUGGUGGAUUCGAACUGCUGACCUUUUAGUUAGCAGCCGCAGCUCUUAACCAUUACGCCACCAGGGUUUCCAAGUUUGAUAGAAGCGAGUAAAUUUAUACCGAAGAUAAAUUGUCUUGAGGAGCCUGAAGCUCCGAACAUCAGCGGAGCCUGUGGGCUGUGGGUAAAUGAAGGCCGCAAUGGAGAUGCCCUCAGCACGGGCAGUGCCAGCCCGCAGCACUUGAUGCCACCACUGCCUGUCAUUUCUUGCCCUUCUCUGUGGUGUUCCUGCCCUGCCGAGCCUGUUCCCCCUCCUUUGUUGUGACGACUGUUUUUUUUUUUUAAUAAGUAUUUAUGGCACCCCAUUACUUUGAAAUUCUGGAAGAAAGAUACUAUGUAAAUGAAAAUUAAAAAUAAAAUUUUUGCUGGAGGGAAUGGUACAUGUAAUUUUUAUGAUGAGGUUUGGAAAAGAUUUUUUUUCCCUGUCCCUGAAAAUAGGAACAUUCUGUUGCUCUUAUCGCCAUUUUUGCAUCCUUCUGAAAGGUACGUCCGAUGAGACAUGUCUUUUCUGCUUUUCACCAUGGCACUUGACCCAGAAUCUGCACCCAUGAAGUUCUGGGUACAGUCAAUUAUUUCUGUCUCACAUUGUUCUGCUCUGCCCUAACUGAGAGUGUAGCUAGCAACUGCCCAGAGAACAGAAACUCUUGAAAAAGAGCCGGUUUUUAGUCACCAGCAUACAGAAGUCACAAUUAAAAUUAUGAGUAGACCUGUAAGUCAAAUUUCCUCCUUCCUUCCUAUUCAUGCAGCAGAGAUGUUGUAAGCUGUACCAUCUGAAACGGAAAAUUGUGAGCACAGGAGCUUUCAUUUAAACCAGCGUAGAAACAUGAAUUUACUCAAAUUGCUUCAUUUCAGCCGUAUCUCGGCUCCAUGCUUAUGCAGUAAUAUGUGCUGGACCAGCAUUCAGCCAAGUGGGAGACAGGUUCAAGCUUGGAGUCAUGUUUCUGCCUGGUAGGCAUGUGUGGGACCGAGGAGCCAGACAGGAAGCUGAGGCUGCUGCAAGUCACCCCUUGGAGGUGAUGUCUGCCAUGGACCUCCAGUCACGGUCAAGUGUGGAGGACCAGGGAGGUGUCAGCGGCCGCUUAGAGAGCAGUGCUCCUUAAAUCAGAAAGACACCAUGUGGGCAUGUCCCAGAGGGAAUUCUCAGUCAUCACCCGGGCCCAGCCCUUAGCCCUGGUACCACAACUUGUCAGCAUUGAUGUGGGGUUGGGAGAGGAAGGAUAUUGCCAGUUAUGGCUGAGUGUCAUUGUCUGGAGAGCAAGAAGUGGUUUGCGAUUGUUUUAUGUUGUUCCGCAUUGGUAUAUAAUUAUGCUGUCAUUUUAAAAUGCAGCGAUACUUUAAGGAAAUCUGUAAUGUGUGUGUAUGUAGUUAGUUUUGGGAGCUGCUUAUUGUCUGUGAGAGCCACGUCUUUCUAUUACACAAUAGCUGAGUGUGUAGUAUUUACUUGUUUCAAAAUUGUCCAUUCGAAACAGGUCACAAUCCAUUAUAGACAUGGCUGCCAGAUUGAUCUUCCUAAACCAUUGAUUUCGUCACGUCGUACCUCUCCCUCAUUACCCAUCGUGGCUCACUUUGGCGCAGAAUAGAGGCCAUACUCAUCAAGCUGGCAGGCAGAGUUUCUGAUGGUUGUCUCUACCUUAUCCAAACCCUCCGCUGCAGCAGGAAGGACCUCAGACUCUUGCUCAUUUUGGGAAACUCCCUCAUGGGCCCUUCUGCGUAUCUGAGUAUCAAGUCCUAUUUCAUGUGUUCCUUCUUUCCUUGGUUUAACAACCGCCAGCAGAGCCCCUGUGCAUGAGGCACUGGAGAUGCGUAGGAUAGUAGUGGUCCCACCUGGCGGAGCGGACGUCCUUCCAUGCAGAGUGGCUGGAGCCGUGGGACUAGGCUCUGAGGACACGAGGUGGGGGAGGGCUGCAGAGGAAGAGUGGGAGUGGGCAGGGGAAGCCCCCUGGAGGGGAGGUAAAGCUUGAGUUGAGCUCUGUUUGCUUGGGGAAGAACGGGGGAAAGGGCUUUCUAGGAGAACAAUUGUGGGGCAACCUUGGGGGCUGCUGUGAGGCCUCCCCUGAGCUCCUUCCUUCAGUGACUCCGACUGACCCCAGUGUGGUGUUUCUCAGUGUCCGGCUGUCCUGCCACUCAGGCUUCUGCUCGCCAGCUUACAUUGUUAGGUGCCCUCGGCUGCUCUGCUGUAGUGCCCACUGCAGUCCUUGGCACCCAGUGAGUGACUGCUGCUUGAGAGGACCAGGGGCCUCUUUUAAGGGGCAUUCCUGUAUGCUAAGAUUGAGGAUUCGUUCAGCUGGUUAACUUAAGAACGUGAACUUAGUUCUUUUUCAUAUGGUGAAAAGGUAAGUAGGUAGGCUAUAUUAAAAUGGCCAGGUUUUGAAAGCUCCUGACAGAUACACUGAUAGAAUAUUUAUAGACUCGUUGGUAUGUGUUUCUUUUUUAUUUCCAUUUAUUCUUCUCUUUGCAAAAUGGCAUAUAUAUUGGUUAAAAUAUACAUGAUUGUAUUUGUGGCACAUGAAAUAUAAAAAAAUUCUCAUUUUCCAAAAGUAGAAUUGGGCAGAACAACUCUUUGACAGAGAUUUAUUCUUUGGCUCUGCUCACAGCCCGAGUCGGAGGAAGCGCUUCACCAUAUGAACAGGGAAAGCGUGUAUUGUAAUGGUCAGAAUCAAGCGAAAGUGUCAAGAAGCAGAGGUUUUGGUGUCAGCACUGAAGAAAUGUCUCCCGGGUGUUCAGCCCCCCAUGACUUUCCCAUGCGUCUGGCGGGCAUAUGGGCAAAGGUGUGACCCUGCCCCAAGGCGUGCCCUUGCCCCAGGCAAACCCUGUUUUGAGCAGUGGCUUUCACAGCCUACGUGCUUGCUCUGCUUCUUCAUGUAAUCAAAGUACCUCGGAUAUUUUUGUUGAGGUGAUGUCACUGUCUCUCAGCAUAAGCAUUUGCACGGAUUUGGGGAAGUGAGGACAGCCAAGACUUCACCAAGGGGGACUGAGAGGAGCCAGAGACAGCCACGUCCUGUGCAGUGGCUGGGGGUCUGUCGCCUACAGGAACGAGGAGUAGGGGGGAAGAGGGUGUGUUCUUUUUGGGAUGUCGGUUUUGGGGGACUGGUGAGAACUCCAGGGGACAGCCUGGGGAAAGGAGGGUUGGUGCUGAAGACUGGAAGAAGCUGGUUGCAACUUGGAGUUUGAAGCCUGUGGAGGAUUUUGGUUGAGUUUUGGUUGGUGCUUAAGAGUUUAACGUCAUUUGAGGUGAGGAGGAGUGAAAAAUUAAUUUUAACCGGGGUCCGUCCCCACUUACCUUCCCUACUUCUGGAGCUAGGACUACUGUGAGUGGAGGGAAAGAAAGCAUUGCCCCUAGUAUUCAAGUCUGCAUGUCUACGUAUUGUACCCGGCUUUGUGCCCACCUUAACAAGCCGGGAGCGUUUUUUUUAAACAACACUAAGAGCUGCCAUUUCUGAAGUGUUAACCACAAGCAGGCGUGGAUUUAAGUUCUUGAUUUAUUCCAUUUUAUCUACACAACAACCCUACGGAGGCAAUAGGGACUCCACCUUGUACGUGAGAAGCUGGAGUCUAGUCUUUGCUUUUCCUGCUGACUCCGGUUAAUCCCUAGACCAUCUGAGUUGAAGCAGUGAGGAUAUAGGGGGGGACUCAGAGGAACUCCUGCCUCUGGGCCACAGUGAGCUUGGAAGUGAGCAGCUGGUGACGGAAAUAAACUCUGGGGUAGAUGUGAAGGUUCCUGGGUCAACUGGUAGGUUAACACCUUCUGGCCGAAGCCUUGCUGGAUAGAGAAUUUUUAGAGUUUUGUAGAUGGAGCCUCUCCCUGGCCUGACAUUGAAGAAUCAGCUCAGUGAUAAAGCUUCAGAGAGAGUUAUAAUAGAUAGAAUCACUGUUGCCCAUGUUCCCCGUCCUAGGAUAAUUCAUAUUCGCAAACUCGAUCUGAUAGUUGGGGUGCAAAUAUGGCGUCAGGCUGAAAGUAGCCCUUCUCAUCACAUUACCUGCUGGUCUCACCUACCCCUUCCUUUAUACAGCAAGCUUGUUGGAAAAGUUUUGGGGAAAUGUUAAGCACGAAAGAGACCUGUUAGUGGAACCUGGACGUCUUGGAGGAGGAAGGCCAGGCACCAUCCGGCCCACAGUCUGGGGUGGGGAUGACAAUUCUUCUGACCGAGACUUGCCUUUGAGACGCUGGCGCCUUUGAGACGCUGGCGGCUCUGAGACACAGGGACUGGGGAGUGAUUUGCUGCUAAAUACUCAUGUCUCCAUUUAAAUCCACGAUGACCAAGACAAAAUCCCCACUCUCAAGAUUCCUGGCAGUCUUGUUGGUUUAGUCACUGCCAUGAUAUUGUACUCAAAUUUAUGGAAAUCAGGAGAAGUUGUCAGGAAAGCAGCGAUUAAACAAGACUUUGUUCUCAGUUAUGCAAAGGCAGGAUCGGGGUGGAUGUCAGUAAGAGACCGAUUUUUAUAAGAGCUCUGCAUUUGGGCAUCAAUCUUGAGAGAAGAGGCCUUGUCAGAAUGACACUCCUUAGACCUUAUUUUUCUCAAGGAAUUAUUGAAAAAACCAAGCUUUUAGGCUGCUAUGGGUUCUGAUGACUUCUUUUGCAUGUUCGAUUUUUUGUGAUGAUGAGGACUGUUUUCUUACAAAAUUUAAAAAGAAAAUAUGCAGAAAUGUGCACUGGUUUUGGGAUAAUACAGCAUUUUGAGUGAAGUUGGUUAGUUUUGUUUUUAGAGCUACUCAUUGUUUUCAUAGACUGUUAGGGCCAUUCAUUCAUUCAUUCCUUAACGGAACGUAUCUUUGUGACACCAGAUCUUGGGACCAGAUCCUUCUCAAGCGUCUGUGGUCCCGAGAGGAAUAAGGCCCAGGCCCUGGUAGUCAGAGAACUGUGGGGUGAACAGUGCCUUGAGGCAUCAGGCUGCAAGGGACUGAGUAUGUCUGAUGUCUGGAGUUGCAGGUCAAGGGUCUGGAAAGAUGGCCUUGGGGCGCCUGCUUGGUGGAUAGACUUAUUAGUCAGUUACUCAGAAUUUAUUGAGUAUCUCCUAAUGACCAAAACAGCAGAAAAUCUCUGCCCUCAAGGAACUUGCACACUAGUUGGGGAGACAGAAAAUAAACAUAACCAAUAAGUAAUUUACAUAGGGCAAGUGUCAUGUGCUGUGGGAAAAAACAGCGGACUUGUAAAGCCCGAGUGGGUUUUUUAUUGUAUCCUGAAGGCCCUGAGAAAUGACUGCUUUUUAGAUUUUUAAAUUCAGAUUUGUGUUUUAGAGGAUGGUCCUGGAAGCUCCAUAUGAAAGGCAGACCAGAGUGAGGAGGGCCUGGUGAUAAAGAAUUGAGCAAGGAGGAUGUUGAGGUCAUAAUCUAGGUGACAGAACCAGAAAAGAUGUUAAAGAUGUUGAGAUGUUAAUUCGCUCUGCCAGACAGGGACUGAAGUCAGUGGAAGUGAAGAAGAGGAAGGUAUCUUGGCCCUGGCAUUGCUGGUGAGGCUGAUGAUGGGUGAGUGGUGGCCACAUCAGAGGUGGGGCUGGUGAGCAGCAGGCAUGGGAGCGGAGAAGACCCACUUAGACCUGCCACCUGUGGGGCUGAGGUGGCGCUGGUUACCCUAGGUGGAAGCUGUGGGCGUGGGGGAGGCGGCAGCAGAGGAAGCUGAGGCUGGGAAAAGCAGCCAAGGAGGGAAUAGCGGGAGCAGUGCACGCAGGGAGCUGUCGUCUGUCGAGUGAAGCCACGUACCCAACAGUCGACGUCACCGGCUUCUGCGUGUCCAGAAGUGGACCUUGCACAGCCGUCUGUCUGUGUGGGCCCCACAGGUUAUUAAAAACAGGUGGGCUGGGGGAGCUGCUCUUCAGUGUUGGAUGUGACUUACAUGUGCAUGGGGUUUCUUUAUUCAUCCCUAUUUGCUUUUUGUCGGUAAUCCUUUGUAAUUCCCCAGUUUCAUGAUGUAAUUUUAAUGGAAUUAAACUUGAACACUUCAAAAUUAUGUAAUUAAUUACAUUCGGCUUCAAUUACAAUGACUAAUUAUAGAGUGAUACCUGGUGGCAAGUCAGUUACAUGCCAGUGGGGGGAUUUGUGUCUGCUGGCUAUUUAGGGAAGCCCGUUUUGUUUGGAAUCUGAGGGACCGCACCUAGGGGUGAGGCCAGCUGCCUCUGGUCUGCUCAGAGUGUCUCCGUGUCCCUGCCUCACCCAGGGUGCUCCGUGGGACAUGACAAGGUGGGAGACCUGCUCCAGCGCAGACCUCUCUUUCAAGGACUCUGGCGGUGUUGGGGGGAACGAGUGAGGGCCAGAGUGUGCGGGAAAGGUUGUUUUAGGUCCUGUUAGGUUUGGCGUGGCUAGAGGGAAGCUGAGAGCGUUGUUGUGUGAUUUUUCUAUUUUCCCUGGGAAAUAGAGGAUGCAUUGAUGUGAAUGUGAGGGGUUCAAGGUUGGAAAAGAUGGCUUACGGAGAGAGGAAGAAGUCUGCAAGAACCACCUUGGGGCGUUGUGAAAGGGAAGGAUGAAAGUCAGGUUAAAAAAAUGUGACCGUGCAGUGUUAUUUCCAAGGGGUGAAUGCACAGGGCCUCUGAGGCCAGUAAACCUAUGUCCCUAAAACGGAGCUUUGUGUUUGAGUACUUCCCGGAAAGUCCACUUCCUUUUUGGAAACAGUGGUUGUUUUACUUUGCGUUAGGAGGAGGAGGGUCUUCUUGCUAAGAAAUCUUCACGUGGAGUGACUGUGAUUGCUAAAGCUUGGCAUACCUGCGUUUCCCUCUCGAUAGGAGAAAUGGAGCCCCGUUGGAGAAUGAGAUGCGCAGCGUUAGCGAGAAGCGCUGGGCCUUUGGGUCCUGUUCUUGCACAGCUGCCUGCCUGCCUUUCCUGCCAUUAAGUUACUUGUACAGGGACAUUCCUGAAACGGACUUUGCACUGUGGCGCCCAGGUGUGGCUCCCAGUGUCCAAGGUUCUGUUUUUGAGGUACCUAUGUGAAUUUACUUGAGAGGCUUAGGGCAUCUUUUCAAAAGGCUAAUUCUUAAAUGUUGCAAACUAAACUAUGUUCUUAAUGCGGUCAUCUGAGUUUUCUAGUACGUUUGCUGUGCUGCACUGGCAGAGGAACUGCUUGUUUCAGAAGCUCUGAUGGAGGGGAUACUUCGGUUAGGUCCCACUAAACAGACCAAAAAAAAGAAAGCCUAAAAGUUUAUUAUAGAGGUAUAAAAGUGACGUGGGGGCAGCGUCUGACUUCCUCUAACUUCACAAGGGGGAAGGAGAAUCAAGAUCAACGGCCCAAGGCUGAUUCCUGUGAGGCGGAGGUCAGACAUGCCUCCCCUCUCUGCCAUCUUUAAGAAUUCAACACCAACCAUUCCUCCCACGGCGCUCUCAGCUUCUCUGUUGGGUUCAGUAAUUCUUUGCAAUGGCCACACAGCACUCACAGAUAAUACUCAAGAUUAUGGGGUUUAUUAGAGAAGUAACAGGUUGAGGGACGCUCAGGAUACAGUCCUCCCAUCAGAACAGCCUCUUCUCGGCAGUCCCCGUGGGCACGCCUCUCUCUGGUCCCUCGGCCUCUGCCCUGCUGGGGUAGCUUUGCGGAUAAGUGUUCUGAGGCACCCCUCUUCACUGGUAAGCCUCCGCCCAGUGGCGCUUAGCUCUAUCUCUGUGGGUCAGCAAACCUAGCUCCACCGUGUACCUGGAGACACCGUACUCUGCCAGCAAACCUCCUGCCUGAAGGAGGCUCCCUCGAUCCUUGGGCUGGGAAGCCCACCACGCCAUCUCCUGCAGUCUCCUGCUAGUCUCCUGGUUCUGCUGCCUCUGCUGCUGCUUCUCCCGUCUUGGUGUCUUUGGUGUUAUACCUCUCCCUGUCUCCUGGGUCUCGGAGGGUCUCAGUGCAGAGAUCCCCAGUCUGAAUGAUGUGCUCCAUUCCUGGCUCUUCUUUCUUGGUGGUGGUGAGAUCCUCUCCUGCCUCUGGGAUGGUUUGUUUUAAGCCUAGCGGGAUGGGAAAACUGAUCAGUCUCUGUGGUGGGUCACAAUUGCCUCAUUUGCACGGUUCCACCCAAUCACUUGGGUGGGAAUUACAAGACCAUGGUGAGAAAGGCUACACAAAAGUGUUCCAUUGUGCCACAAGAGGUUUCUGUUUUUUUAAGGGAGAGUGGGAUUUGAAAACAUUUGGAUGAUACAACUAGUUCAGUUUUUCUUUAUCCCCCAAGAUGGUGCAGAGUACUUUUAGAGGAAAAAAAAAUGUUUUUUUCUCUUUAACAUUCUGCACAUUUUCUUGGUGCAGAGAGAGCCUCCUUUGACGCAAUGCCCCAAUACUUCCUUUUUUAUUUUUAUUUUUUAAUAAAAAUUCACAAAACAUAAAAUUAACCUUUUUAAGGUAUACAGUUAACUCAGUGAUUUUUAGUAUAUUCACAAUGCUGUGUAACUGUCACCAGUACGUAAUUCCAGAACAUUUCCACCCCCCCCCCCCGAAAAGAAGCCCUGUGUCCGUUAGCAAUCAUUCCUCUUCCCACCGUAUGUAGCCAUUUCUGUCUCUAUGGGUUUACCUUUCUUGGCACAUUUAAUGUAAAUGGAGUCAUAUAAUACGUAGCAUUUUGUGUCUGACUUCUUUCACUUAGCACCAUAUUUUCAAGGUUCAUUCAUGCUGUAGCAUGUAUCAGUACUUCAUUCCUUUUUAUGGUUGAAUAAUAGCCCAUUAUUUGGAUCUGCCACUUUCCGUUUAUCCAGUCAUUUGUUGACUGACAUUUGGGGUCUUUUUUAUCUUUUGACUAUCGUGAAUAAUGCUGUUAUGUGCAUUCCUGUACAAGUUAUGUGUAGACUGUGUUGUCUGUUCUCUUGGGUGUAUACCUAGUAGUGGAAUUGCUGGGUCAAAUGGUAGCUCCAUGUUUAACUUUUUGAGUUUGUUACUUUUUCACCCUUGGUGUGUAAGUACUGUUUGUUCUCCAGAGAGCUCAUCUUAAUGCCUCAUUCACGGUUCCAUUUUAUGAAAACCAUUCUGCCCUGGUCUCUCUCCUGGAUCCUCCUCAGUUUUCCAUGUGGUGUGUUGAACCACUUUGGAACUAUUUUUCUAAAGAACAGUACAAAUGGAUUUUGUGGAAAUGGCGUGGAGCAGUUUAGGAUGAGAGCAGACACCUUUGAUGGUCCACCCAAUCUUUCCCCGCUCCCCGCCUUCCAUCCUUGCUUACCACUAGGGACCUCUGUCACACCUGGGAACGAACCUUGGAGCUUGUCUAGUCAGCGGCUGGUUUAGGUAUGGUGGGCAUUUGGCUUGGCCAGUGAGGUGGGAUGUCAGGUAGAGUUGCUUCUGAGAAGGAGCUUCUCUGAUAAAAGAUGAGCCAGGACAAAUGGCCCCUUUUUAUCUUUGGACAUGGCUAUAUGAGAAGAGGAAACCCUGGUGGCGUAGUGGUUAAGUGCUACAGCUGUUAACCAAAGGGUCAGCAGUUUGAAUCUGCCAGGCGCUCCUUGGAAACUCUCUGGGGCAGUUCUACUCUGUCCUAUCGGAUCGCUGUGAGUCGGAAUCGACUCAAUGGCACUGGAUUUUUUUUUUUUUUUAACACGAGAAGAGGCUGCCAAGAGCUGCCCCUGCCGUCUUAGAUCCUUAGGGGAGGAGCCCAAGACAAAGUGAAACCACCAGAGUGGUAGAGUAGGAAGAUGGAAGGAACCUGGGCCUUGAUGACUCUGACCUGCUGAGUGAAUCAACCCUGCCUCUGUUGCCCCAGCAUCCUGUCACAGGAGAAUAAAAUUUCCUCAUCCUUUUAAGUUGGAUCUUCUAUUACUUGCAGCUGGGGAGAGCAUUAUGAAACAAUAUCACAGUUCAAAUUCAGAUCAUAGUAAGUUUGUCUUGACUGCUUCGGCUUGAUGUGGAAUUAAGAGUAAUAUUUUUGGUACUGGAUAGAGUUGAGAGUGUGAAAAGAAAAUGUGUGCUCUAAGCUCUCAUUUCUCUUGACAAGCAGGAUUCCAUUUGCCAAGCCGGAUGUCCCUCAGUACUUUAAAUCCAGCCAAUAAAACAUUAAGCAAUUAGAGUGGUUAAUAUUCAGUUAAGUAGAAUUAGAACCUGGUGUAAAUCGUGAAUGAAAUUGAUGGGUCCCAUAAGUUACAGCAGAGUAUCAAAUCUUUAUUAGUUGUAUGUGUUUGUGUCUGCAUGUGGGUCUGUCAAGUCCUGUAGGUACAGCACCUUACCUCCUUGUGGAAUAGAAAUGAAGGGCCAUUGUUAACUCAAACCAAAACCCAAAACAAACAAACCCGUUGCCAUUGAGUCCAUUCCGACUCAUAGUGACCCUAUAGGACACAGUAGAACUGCCCCAGAGUUUCCAAGGAGCGCCUGGUGGAUUUGAACAGCUGACCUCUUGGUUAGCAGCUGUAGUAGCACUUAACCACUAUGCAACCAGGGCUUCCAUUGUUAGCUCACUAUAAUUUUGAAAAAUUGGAACCACUUGUUAUUGUUUUACUAUGCUAAAGAUGUUAAAAUCCUCAAGUUAAAUGGUAAGGGUUUUAACACCCCCAUUUCUACACCAUAUUUCUGCUUGUCUGCAGGAUGUGUGUGCUCGUGCUGCGCCUCCCGCCGGGUGAAUUGAGUUAGUCUGUCCUCAGUUCGUGGCACAUCUAGAUUAAUUUUUUUCUACUCCACUCCCAUCUCAUUCCCCUCCUCUCCUCAAUCUGUGUGUUUAAUAUCGAUAUAUCAUACAUUCUUGUAAAAUAAGUGUUUUGUGUGUGUAAGUAGUUUUAAGUUAUAAAUACGCUAUUGUGCUCUCUUUCCUUCUUUUUUACCCUUCAUUGUUUUUGAGAUCUGUCUGUGUUGCUCCCUAUGAAUGUGAUUUGUCACUCCUGAUAGCUGCAUUGGAUUCCAUCUUAAGAAUCCACCCUAGCUCACAGAUCCAUUUCCGUGGUGAGCCCCCUUGGUAGUCGGUGACACCUCAGUACCACAAGCAGCACCGAGGUGGACAUCCUUAUACAUGUCUUUCGAUGAAUGUCUGGGCAUGGGAUUGCUGGGUCAUGUGGUGAACGUGUCCUUAAUGUCACUAAGUGCUGCUAGAUUGCUUUCCAGAGUAGCUGCACCACUUCACAGGCAUUCCCCAGGUUACGAACAGUUACGAACCAACCUCCCGUAAAGCCUAUUAUAUUAAAAACUUGAGGUACAUACAAUGGUUCAUAAUAACAAAUAAGUGCUGCUUUGCGACAAGCAUCAAAACAUUAUUAUUAUUACUAUAUUAUUAUGUUAAAGAUGUUUUAGUGUAUCUGGAAGUGUUUCAGUGUUUUUUACGCUUGGAAACGUAUACGAUAUACUAAGACAAACAUUUGACUAAGUGAUGUUAGGUAUGAACCUAACUGUUCCAACUUAAGCGUACAGAUUCGACUUAAGGACAGAUUAGGAACAAACGUGGUUUGUAACGCGGGGACCGCGUUGUACCCUUCAGCCAGGAGUGCACGAGGGUUUCCUUUCCUCACGUUCUUAGCAGCACUUUGUAGGUAUAUAUUUUUUGCCAUUCUGAUGGUUUUAAAGUGAUGUUUCAGUAUGGUAUAAUUUUUCUCCAGUGGCCAGUAAGGUUUAUCCUUGUUAUAAACCUCAUUUUAUACUUGUUAGCCUUUCAGAUUUCCCUUUUUGUAAAUUGACUGGUUAUAUAUUUUGUCCUUUUUUUAAAAAAUGGGUUUAUUGCCGUUUAUUUGCAAGAGUUUGUUGUAUGUUUUACAUGUUAAUCUUUUGUGGGUUUUAGCUGUUGCACAUGUCUUUUCUUGGUCUCUGACUUUUGUUGAUCCGUCUGUGGUGCCCUUCAAUAAAUAGAAAAAAUGAGAACAUUUUCAUGAAGUCAAAUCUAUCCGUUUUUACCCUCCUGUUCUCUGUUACUGUAAUCCUGUUUGAGAAAUCUUUCCCUGCUCAAGAUCACAAAGAUAUUCACAUUUCUGUAGCUGUAUAAAUUUGUCUUUCCCAUUUAGAUCUUUAAAUUAGGUUGGGGUUGAUAUUUUUUUUUGUGUCGUGAAUGAGGUAUCAGAUUCACUAGAAGUAUCUGGUAAAUAGUCCACCCCCCCACCCCCUGAUUGGAGAAUUUGCCCUGAGCGUAUUCCAAGUCCCGGUAUACGUGUGGAUAUGUUUCUGGGGUCACUCUUCUGCUCCUCUGGUCUUGUACUGGUGCCCUACUGUUUUAAUUACUAUGGCUGUAUACCAUGUCUUCAUUUCUGAUUGAGUGAAUUUGUGUUCUUUUUCAAAAUGUUUUAGCUAUUUAAAGUCCAUCAGCCUUUCAUAUACAUUUCUGUUAAGUUCCCCCUAAAUUCUCUUGGGGUUUUUGUUGGAUUUGCACUUAAAUACAUAGAUUAAUUUGCAGAGAAUUAGUAACUAAAUUGUCCCAUCCUUGCAUAAGGAUGUUUUUCUGUUUAUUUAAAUCUUCUUUCUCUAUAAAGGUUUUGUGCAUUCUUUGUUAGAUUAAGCCCUAGGUCUUCACAGCUUUUUGUACUUAAUGUGAACGGUAUCUUUUUAUGUCUAGUUGAUUAUUGCUGGCAUAAAGGAAAACAACUGGUUUUUUGCUUAUUGAUUUUGAAACUGGCAAGCUUGCUGAAUCGUUUAUUAGUUUUACUAGUUCACUUGAUUCUGUCGUAUUUUCUCUGGAGAGGAUCAUAUCAUAUGCAAAAAAAUGACAGUUUGUCCUUUUCCUUUUAAUCCUUGUACUGUAGCAAUUUAUUCUGAUGCCUAGAACCUUGAGGACUUUGUUGCAUAGUAGUGGUUGGUGAUAGUGGCUUUCGUUUUCUUUCCUGGUCUUAAAGGGGAUGUGCAUAAAGGAGAUUAAAAAAAAAUUUUUUUUGUUGUUGUAGUUGCGAAUAUACACAGCAGAACCAAUUCAACAAUUUCUACACGUACAGUUCAGUGACUUUGAUUAUGUUCUUCUGAUUAUGUUCUUCGAGUUGUGCAAACAUUUCUCACCAUCCUUUGUUCCUCCGCCAUUAACAUAAACUCACUGCCCCCUAAGUUUCCUAUCUGAUGUUUCAAGUUGCUGUGGUCAGUUUGAUCCCAUAGAGAUAGAUCUUAAAAGAGCAUAUUGCUUAAGGCAGACAUUAUUUACUAGUUAAGCUAAACUAUUUGGUUUUAAGAAGACUUCAGGGGAUAUUUUUGGUUUAAGGUUUUAAAGAUUAUCUCAGGGCAGUAGUUUCAGUGGUUCAUCCAUCCUCUGUUGUAGUUGGGUGCCAUUAAGUCGGUUCUGACUCGUAGCAACCCUGUGCACAACAGAAUGAAACACUGCCCCGACCUGUGCCAUCCUUACAAUUGGUGUUAGGCUCGAGCUCAUUGUUGCAGCCACUGUGUCAGUCCACUUCGUUGAGGGUCUUCCUCAUCCAUCCUCUGUGGCUUCAGAAAGUCUGGAUUCCGUGAGAAUUUGAAAUGCUCUUGUGCAUUUCCCCCCUUUUGAUCAGGAUUCUACUAUAGACUCUUUGAUCAAAACAUUCAGUAACGGUAGCUGGAUACCAUCCAAUUCUUCUUUUCUCAUAGCAAAGGAGGCAAUUAGCCACACAUUCCAUUUCAUCCUCCUAUUCCUGACUCUCCUUCCUCUGUUGCUUCAGGCAAAUAGAGACCAAGUAUUAUACCUUUAAUGGCCUUGUAAGCUUGUAAGGCCCCAGGCACUACACAAGAACUAGAGGGUAGAACUAAAUGAGAGGUUUGGUAGAAGCUUUAAUCAGAUUUUGGUAGUUCCCCCUUUUCCCUAAUUUUCUGAAAGUUUUCAUCAUAAAUAGGUGUUGACCCUUAGACCAUGAUUGUGGUCAAUUACAUUGAUGUUCUGUUGUUGAGUCCUCCAUUGUGUUCCUGGGAUAAAAUCUUCAUUUUGUAUUUUAAACUUAUUGUUGGCUUUGCUUUACAGUUUUGAGGUCUAUGUUAUUAAAUGAAAUUGGCCUAUAAUUUUCUUACCUUUAUUCAGUUGGAAUCAGAACUGUAUCUCGUAAAAUGGGUUAAAUCUAUUUUUAAAUUAUUUGCAUAAGAUGAGGUUUAUCUGUGCCUUAAAUUUGAUAGAGCUCACCUGUAAAACCAUCUGGGCCUGAGACUAGAGCAUGAGCUGGCAGGGGGCAGGAGAGGUUAGGGGGUGUUGUUCACUUUCUUUGUUAGUGAUCAAUUCAAGUUUUCUAUUCUUGUAACAAUGUUGGCUUUUCAUAAUUUAGUAUAAAAGUACUGAUUUUAUCUAGGUUUUACAUUUUAUUAUGUAGGAUUAUUCAUAAUAUUUUAAUUAUUUUUUGAAUCUGUUUUAGCCCUAUUUCUCAUUUUCUCUCCAUAUUCUGGUUUUAUUUACAACUUUUUUUUUUAAAAUAAUUUUUAUUGUGCUUUAAGUGAAAGUGUACAAAUCAAGUCAGUCUGUCACGUAUAAGCUUAUAUACACCUUACUCCAUACUCCCACUUACUCUCCCCCUAAUGAGUCAGCCCGCUCCCUCCUUCCAGUCUCUCCUUUCAUGACCGUUUUGCCAGUUUCUAACCCUCUCUACCCUCCCGUCUCCCCUCCAGACAGGAGAUGCCAACACAGUCUCAAGUGUCCACCUGAUACAAGUAGCUCACUCUUUGUUAGCAUCUCUCUCCAACCCAUUGUCCGGUCCCUUCCAUGUCUGAUGAGUUGUCUUCGGGAAUGGUUCCUGUCCUGGGCCAACAGAAGGUUUGGGGACCAUGACUGCCGGGAUUCUUCUAGUCUCAGUCAGACCAUUAAGUCUGGUCUUUUUAUGAGAAUUUGGGGUCUGCAUCCCACUGUUGUCCUGCUCCCUCAGGGGUCCUCUGUUGUGCUCCUUGUGAGGGUGUUCAUCAGUUGUGGCCAGGCACCAUCUAGUUCUUCUGGUCUCAGGAUGAUGUCAGUCUCUGGUUCAUGUGGCCCUUUCUGUUUCUUGGGCUCAUAGUUAUCAUGUGACCUUGGUGUUCUUUAUUCUCCUUUGAUCCAGGUGGGGUGAGAUCAUAUUUACAACUUUUUAUUUUCAGCCUUGCAUAGAGUUUUCUCUAUCUUAUUAAUCUUUAAAAAUAACCAGCUUUUGGUUUUGUUAAUCUUUUUUUUUGCCUUUGUUUUUUGUCUAUGUCACUGAUUUCUCAUCAUUAUCUCACUCUUGUUUCUUUGCGUAAGGAGCCCUGGUUACGCAGUGGUUAAAGCGCUCAGCUGCCAACUAAAAGGUCAGCGGUUUGAACCUACUGGUGCUGUCUGAGAGAAAGAUGUGGCGGUCUGUUUCCAUGAAGAUUUACAGCCUUGGGAACCUUAUGGGGUGGCUCAACUCUGUCCUAUAGGGUCUCUGUGAGUCGGAAUGGACUCGACGGUAGUAGGUUUUGUUUCUUUGAGUUCACUCUCCUAUGUAUUUAUUUUUUUUUUAAAUGAUUAGCUUCCUUAUUUGAAUUCUUUCUCAUUUUCUGAUUAAUGUAUUCAAAGCCAUAAAAUCUUCUCUUAAGUAUUGCUUUAGCUGUGUUCUACGAAUUUUGACGUGUAGUGUUUUCAUUUUUAUUCAGCUGUAGUAGUUUGUAAUUUCCUCUUUAACUCAAGGGCUAUUUAGUAGUACGUAUUUUCGAGGGCUCUGACCCUACCAGCUGCACUGUAAAAGGGGCAGGGUGGGAAAACCUCACCUUUAUCACUAACUGCUUAUCAAGGAGCAGCAUGAAUCCAGUUCCGAGCUAUAUCUUUGCUAAUUUUCUAACUAUAACUUUGACAGUUGUUAUGUUAAGACUAUAUUGUUAAGUGCAUAUAUGAUCAUUACCUUUAUAUCUUCUUGAUUUAUUGUUCCUUUUCCUGGUGUAUAUAUAUAUUAAAAAUGAAAAAACCCAACUGAUUGCCUUUGAGUCCAUUCUGACUCAGUGACCCCAUAGGACAGAGUAGAACUGCCCCACAGGGUUUCCAAGGCUGUAAAUCUUUAUGGAAGCAGACUGCCCCAUCUUUCUCCUGCAGAGAGGCUGGUGGAUUUGAAGUUGUCAAGGAUUUUAUUUUACUUAGAUCUACAAUCAAUGCCCAUGGAAGCAGCAGUCAGAAAAUCAAAUGAUGUAUUGCAUUGGGCAAACCUGCUGCAAAAGACUUCUUUUAAAAAAGCAGAGAUACCACUCUGAGGACUAAGGUGCACCUGACCCAAGUAUGGUAUUUUCAGUCAUCUCAUAUGCCCCCAAAACCUGGACAAUGAAUAAGGAAGAACGAAGAAGAAAUGCUGCCUUUGAAUUAUGGGGUUGGUGAAGAAUAUUGAAUAUACCAUGGAUUUCCAGAUAGAACAAACAAGUCUAUCUUGGGAGAAGUACAGCCAGAAUUCCCCUUAGAAGCAACGAUGGCAAGACUUAGUCUCACAUACUUUGGACAUGCUAUCAGGAGGGACCAGUCCGUGGAGAAGGACAUGAUGCUUGGUAAGGCAGAGUGUCAGCGAAAAAGAGGAAGACCCUCAGCGAGACGGAUUGACACAGGGCUGCAACAAUGGACUCACACCAGGGCUUUGGACAGAAUCUUCCCUGUUCAGUCAUGACUAACCAAAUAGAACCAGAAUGGACCUGAAUUUGUAAAAUGUGGGUAUAAUGGAAUGAUAACCUGAAUGGGAAAAAUUAUGAGUCAGUGCCCUGCUAGAAACUUAAUCUCUCUCUUAGAAAACAGGAGCAGCGUGUGCAUCGCAUAGCAACCAAAUCUCUUGACUCCCAAAGUCAUAAACAAUAGUGCCCCGGCUCUAAGGUGGCAGCUGACCGCACUGCUUUGAAUGUGUGUCUGCUCUCCUCAGUUCUGACAAUAAUCCAGUCUCCCUCAACAGGGAGUCCUCAUCAGGGCUCAGUACUCCUCCUCCGAGUCUCCCAUUCCAGGGCUUUGAUUCUUAAUUUUUCCUUUCCUGUUAUCAUUCCUGAAUACCCAUAUUUUACAAAUUGGAAUGUGUUUCGAUUUCACUGUGUCAGCCAUUACUGAACCAGUUUGAACCAUUUCAGAGCCUUGGCUCAAACAUAGCAAUGAUUGUGAGGAUGGCACAGGACCGGGCGGUGUUUCGUUCUAUUGUACAUGGGGUCAGUAUGGGUCAGAACUGACUUAAAGGCACCUAACAACAACAACAACAGCAACAUAUAUAUAUAGGUAGAGAGAGAGAGAGAGAGAGCCUUCCUUUGUCCUUUGUGAUGUUUUUCACAUUGAAUUCUAUUUGCUUCGAUAUUAAAUUACUCCCUUUUUUUUUUCCCCAGUUUACCUGAUUACAGCUUUUUUUAUUCCAUUAUUUCCAACCUUUUGCUUCCGUGUCCUUUUGCUUUAAAUGUCUCUUGUAGAUACAUGAUACAGUUUCUUGUUUUUUAAACCCAGGUUGAGAGUUUGUCUUUGGUCAAUAAAUAUAACUGGUGUUCCCUUAUGGCAGUUAUGAUUAUAUUAGGACUUGUAUCUGCCAUCUUUGUGUUUUCGAUUUACCGUUAUUUCUUUUGUCUCUUGUAAUGCUGUGUUGAGUUGAAUUUUCCUCCACUGGGUUUUGAAGUUGUGCAGUCUAUUUUAUUGUUCUGAAGUUCAGGCUCUGGAUUAUUCUUGAAGUUAUUAAGACCCUUGUGUUUAUUUUUUCCUAUCAGUUUCUAAUGCUUAUUAGUAUCUCUGUCUUUCCGUCAAACCAGUUAAGUGAUGACUAUGUUUCCUUGUUUUGUUGCUGUUGUCUGUAGUGGUAGACUACAGUGAUGCCAUCAGUGGUACCAUCUAGAACUGUAUUCCCUAGGCAAACAGAGUCAGUAUUAUAUGAGAAUUUGGUAGAAAUGCGAAGUUUUGUGCCUCAUGGCUAAGACCUACUGAAUGAAAAACUCCCAUUAAUCUAUGUUUUUAACAAGCCCUCCAGAAGAUACUGAUGCAUGAUAAAAUUUGAGAACCACUGGUCUAGAAUUUUGCUCUUGAUUGGUUUUAUUUCUCUAUAUAUCUGUAUAUAUGUGUAGGUUUGCUUUUAACUUUUGUAUGUUUUUCUUGUGGUUUAUUUAAAUAAUAGGUUUUUCUCACUCUCCCCAUAUGUCAUUUUUUAUUUUCAGGAUUAUUUUCUUUCCUUUCUAGAGUAUUUCUAAUCAGUGCAUUUAAAGAGGGCUAAAGUUUAUCUGUUAUAAACUUUCUGAGACCUUAAGAGACUGAAAAUCUACUGUUCCACUCUCAUAUUUAAAUGGUAAUUUAGCUGGAUAUAAAAUUCUUCGACAUGAAAAUUAUAACCUUGUUUUCAUUUUGCAUAGAGAUUUGUGGCUGAGAAAUAUGUUUCUUUGUAGGUAGUCUGAUUUUUCUUUUUAUCCUUUUCUUUGUUCUUAAAUAUCACCCUAAUAUACCUAAAUAUAGGGUCACUAUGAGUCAGAAUUGACUCGAUGGAAGUGGGUUUGGAUUUUUCAUACCUAAAGGUGGAUUUUUGUUUCCUUACCUAUCUUAUUUGCCGCUUUAUGAGUCCUUUCAUUCUGAUCUUAUAUUUUUCUUUAAUUCUGGGAAAUUUUCAAACAUUUAUUCAAAUAUUUUCUCCCUUUCUCUGACUCCUACUGUACAGCUGUUGACACUUCUGUUUUGUGUUUUUCUUGAUUUUAGCCUCCCUCUUUUCAUCUCUGUCCUUCUAGGAGAGCCCCUUACCUUGUUCUUCCAGCUUAUUUAUUGAUUUCUGUUUCAGCUGUAACUCACGCCUGGAGUUUUUUAUGUCAACAAUUAUAUUGUUCAUACUCUCUCCAAUUUGUUGUUCUUCGGACUGCUGAUUCCUAUUUCCUGCUUCUACCAGCCUCUCUCUUCACUCGGAUGGUAUUAACUGUGCCCAUUUUAAGUUUGUGUGCAGUCAGGUUCAUUAACUCUGCUUUCUUUGUGUAGGUUGCUUGAUUCGUUGGUUUAUGUAUUCUGGUUCUUGCUUUCCUCCUGGUUAUUUUUUCCCUGUGAGUUGGUAGUCCCCAAGGCCUAAGCCCUAGGGAAUCAACUAUUUUAGCUGAUCACAGGCUCUUGGGGGGAAGGGUUGAAGUUAGGCCACAGCUUCUCUGCCCAUAGAGGAGUUUGAUGGUGAAGGGGCUGCCUCAGGGUAGAGGACUUUAGGUGGUGCAGUAAGGUCCCCCAGGGAACCCUCUGCCCAGUGCCUUGCCCCAGUCACAGCUGUUUUUCAAGAGCUGCUUACCUCUGUUGUUAAUGCCUAAGGGCAGAUUCUCAACCCUCCCUGGGCCUCACGAUCACCUGGUGGGGAGGUGGCACCUCACAUUCUGAUUCUGUUAUUCUGGGUGGGGCCCAGGCAUUGCAGAGUUUCUCAGGAUGAGAAUAUAUAGAUUAAACAGGACUGGCCAUGAAUAAAUAGAUAAUUGUUGAAGUGGGGAGAUGGGUCAAAGAGGUUCAUUAUGCUGUUUGUUUACAUCUGAAAUGCUAUUGGUGUACAGCUGAAUUUCUGAUUUGCUCCUGAUUAAGACCCACUGGCCCUAGCCCAUGGGGUGGGGAUAAAGGUGGGAGUACAUAGGAGAGGCUGAUUAGCCAGACCUGGGACUGGCUGCAAGGACAUUUAAAAUGACUCAUAGGCAUACAUUAUAUUUCAGUUGGACAGCGCUGUACUAAUCUAGGAAACCCUGGUAGCGUAGAGGUUAAGAGUUCAGCUGCUAACCAAAAGGUUGGCAGUUCGAAUCCACCAGGUGCUCCUUGAAAACCGUAUGGGGCAGUACUACCAUGUCCUCUAGGGUUGCUAUAAGUUGGAAUUGACUCGACGGCAGUGGGUUUGGUUUUUUUUGGUAUACUAAUCUAGGGAAACUCUGGUGGUUUAGUAAUUAAGUGCUACGGCUGCUAACCAAAAGGUCAGCAGUUCAAAUCCACCAGGCACUCCUUGGAAACCCUACAGUGCAGUUCUACUAUGUCCUCUAGGGUUGCUGUGAGUUGGAAUCAAUUUGACGGCAAUGGGUUUGGUUUUUGGGUUUUGGUAUACUAAUCUAGACCUUGCUAUUCAAAGUGGAAAUGCAGGACCUUAGCCCUUACCCCUGACCUAAAGCCUAUUGCAGAGUUGAUUCCCACUCAUAGCGACCCUGUAGAUCAAAGUAGAAGUGCUCCAUAGGAUUUCCAAGGAGCACAAAUCGGUUAAAAUUUACAUUUUUAUAAGAUCCUCAGGUGAGUCAUAUUUAAAGUUUGAGAAGCACUGGUCUAGAUCCUUUUAAAACAGAUGAUUGAUGUCAUCUAAUUCUUAUUUUAAUAGAGUGACCCCACCCUUGUCUUCCAAGUUGAGCUCCCCAGCACACUGGUAGCAACAGGUCACCUGAGCCUUGGAGAGGCACAUAGUCUGUGCACUUAAAAAAGGGAGGUUCCCAUGCCCUCACCUGAGCCUAUUUUAAACCUAGCUUCUUUUUUCACACAGUUCUACUUAUAUUGCCAAUCUGCAUUCAAACAGCAAACUGGAAGAAACGGGAGUUGCUAGGGGCAGGCGCACAGACAGUAGGUCCAACUUUUAGCUCCCUAGCAGUCGGCCAGAAAGACUAAAAAGUAUUGGGGUGGGCUAUUUGGUGUAGAGGUAGAUUCCCCUAUAUGUAGAUUGUUGAGGAAUGUAGGAAUUCACUAAAGAUUACAGCAUCGACAUUUAUUAUGAUUAGCCUGAGCUGCUAAGAGAUGACUAAAUUAUGUUUUGAUUAAUAUACCUACUACCACCAUCCGGUGGGGAAGGUGAUAUUUUCACCAACACCAUAGCAAAUGUCAGGGCCAAGAUUAAACACAAACACUUAACUUGUUUGGAAAAUGAACUUUUAGGGAGCCUUUCCUUCCCUCGGGAGCCCUGGUGCUGCAGUGGUUAAGUGCUCAGCUGCUAACUGAAAGAUUGGCGGUUUAGAUCCACCAGCCACUCCAUGGGAGAAAGACGUGACAGUCUGCUCACCUAAAGAUUACAGCCUUGGAAACCCUACGGGGCAGCUUUGCUCUGUCCUACAGGGUGACAAUGAGUCAGAAUUGACUUAAUGGCAAUAAGGUUUUUUUAUUUUGGGGUUUCCUUCCCUCAUUGUGCUGGAUGCAAGAUAUACUGUCACUUGGAAUUGGCUGCCUUUAUCGUAUGAGAAUAUGUGGCUAUAUAGAUGGCCUGCCUCUGGAUUUGCCCAGAACAACAAGCUGUCCACUCUCCUGGCAUGGUCGGGGUGGUCUGGUGCAGUGGUUGUGGUAGCUCUGGUCUUGACGGCAUUCCACUUUAGUAGGCUCUCUGCUCUUCCAUUUUAUUAGUGUGACUUUGGGCACUUAGUCUGCUUCCUCUGUAAAAUGAUUGUAAUAAAACCACUUAUUUUUAGGGGAGUCAAUAAGAUUGAGCUUAGGACAACCCAGCCCAGUGCCGUCGAGUCGAUUCUUGCCUGAUAUAUUACCCUAGAUAUGUUUUAGUCUCAAAAUGAAAAAGUCCAGUAAAGUCCUAUGGUGUCGGCAGCUCUCUAAGAGAGACCGCCUUCUAUCCAAAAGCUCCUAGCAGUCGUAACCCAGACUGCGGGGUCACCGUGUCCACACUGGGGUCUGGGCUGGCUAUGUCACUGGGGACGUACUGAUGCUGACUUGUUUACUGUUUUUAUUUCUUUUAUGCUUUUUCCAGAGAUUUUCCCCCAUUGAGUAGAAACAUCAGAUUACAUAUUUAAACCCAACUGGGUAUGCACAACCUAUUUUUAAGGCACAAGUCUGCCUCCUGGACGUGCGCAGCUUCCGCAUCAAAUGUUCAGUGGGCAAAUGAAAAACAGGGAACUUGAUGCCACCGCAACAGUAUUGGCUAACCGGCAAGAUGAAAGCGAGCAGUCUAGAAAGCGGCUUAUCGAGCAGAGCCGAGAGUUCAAGAAGAACACUCCAGAGGAUUUGCGCAAACAGGUAGCGCCACUGCUGAAGAGUUUCCAAGGGGAGAUUGAUGCACUAAGUAAAAGAAGUAAAGAGGCUGAGGCAGCCUUCUUGAAUGUCUACAAGAGAUUGAUUGAUGUUCCAGAUCCAGUGCCAGCCCUGGACCUCGGACAGCAGCUCCAGCUCAAAGUCCAGCGCAUGCAUGAUAUUGAAACGGAGAACCAGAAACUUAGGGAAACUCUGGAAGAAUACAACAAGGAAUUUGCUGAAGUGAAAAAUCAAGAGGUUACGAUAAAAGCACUUAAAGAGAAAAUCCGAGAAUAUGAACAGACUCUGAAGAACCAAGCCGAGACUAUAGCUCUCGAAAAGGAGCAAAAGUUACAAAAUGACUUUGCAGAAAAGGAGAGAAAGCUGCAGGAGACACAGAUGUCUACCACCUCAAAGCUGGAGGAAGCGGAACACAAGGUUCAGACUCUGCAAACAGCCCUGGAAAAAACUCGAACAGAAUUAUUUGACCUGAAAACCAAAUACGAUGAAGAAACUACUGCAAAGGCUGAUGAAAUUGAAAUGAUCAUGACGGACCUCGAAAGAGCAAAUCAGAGGGCAGAGGUGGCUCAGAGAGAGGCGGAGACCCUAAGGGAGCAGCUCUCGUCGGCCAACCACUCUCUCCAGCUGGCCUCACAGAUCCAGAAGGCUCCGGAUGUGGAGCAGGCCAUAGAGGUGCUGACCCGCUCCAGCCUGGAAGUUGAGUUGGCCGCCAAAGAGCGGGAGAUCGCCCAGCUUGUGGAGGACGUGCAGAGACUCCAGGCCAGCCUCACGAAGCUGCGCGAGAACUCGGCCAGCCAGAUCUCCCAGCUUGAGCAGCAGCUGAGUGCCAAGAACAGCACGCUCAAACAACUGGAAGAAAAACUCAAAGGGCAGGCUGACUAUGAAGAAGUGAAGAAAGAAUUAAAUAUUCUGAAAUCCAUGGAGUUUGCACCGUCUGAGGGAGCCGGGACACAGGACGCGUCCAAGCCCCUGGAGGUGCUGCUGCUGGAGAAGAACCGUUCGCUGCAGUCCGAGAACGCUGCGCUGCGCAUCUCCAACAGCGACCUGAGCGGGUCAGCCAGGAGAAAAGGGAAAGACCAGCCUGAGAGUCGGCGUCCUGGACCUUUGCCGGCCUCCCCUCCUUCUCAGUUGCCCCGCAACACGGGGGAGCAGGCUUCCAAUACUAACGGUACACACCAGUUCUCACCAGCGGGGUUAAGUCAAGACUUUUUCAGCUCAUCCCUGACAAGCCCCAGCCUACCCCUGGCUUCUACAGGAAAAUUUGCACUAAACUCUCUCCUCCAACGACAGCUAAUGCAGUCCUUCUACUCCAAGGCCAUGCAGGAAGCAGGAAGCACAAGCAUGAUUUUUUCAACAGGUCCAUACAGCACAAACUCCAUAUCUUCCCAAAGUCCAUUACAACAAAGCCCAGAUGUAAAUGGCAUGGCCCCGUCCCCCAGCCAAUCAGAAAGUGCUGGGAGCACCUCCGAGGGCGAGGAGAUAGACACGGCCGAGAUUGCCCGGCAGGUGAAAGAGCAGUUGAUCAAGCACAAUAUUGGACAGCGUAUUUUUGGACAUUAUGUCUUGGGACUGUCUCAAGGGUCCGUGAGUGAGAUUCUGGCCCGGCCCAAGCCGUGGAAUAAACUGACUGUGCGAGGCAAGGAACCAUUUCACAAGAUGAAGCAGUUUCUCUCUGACGAGCAGAACAUCUUGGCUCUCCGCAGCAUCCAAGGCAGACAAAGAGAGAAUCCAGGCCAGAGCCUGAACAGACUAUUUCAGGAAGUACCGAAACGAAGAAAUGGGUCUGAAGGUAAUAUCACCACCCGGAUCCGUGCCUCGGAGACCGGCUCCGAUGAAGCAAUCAAGUCCAUCCUGGAACAAGCCAAAAGGGAGCUGCAAGUGCAGAAAACUGCUGAGCCGGCCCAGCCGUCCUCUGCAUCCAGCAGUGGGAACUCUGACGACGCCAUCCGGUCCAUCCUGCAGCAAGCCCGCCGAGAGAUGGAGGCCCAGCAGGCCGCCCUCAACCCUGCCUUAAAACAAGAACCACUGUCCCAGACAGACAUCACCAUCCUGACCCCCAAGUUACUGUCCACCUCACCCAUGUCGUCGGUGUCCAGCUACUCACCCGUAGCCAUCUCCCUGAAGAAACCCUCCUCAGCUCCCGACCCCAGCAUCUCUGCCCUGCCGAACCCCUCAGCCAUCAAAAAGGAGCCCCAGGAUGCCCCCGGGCCGGAACUUCCGGGAGCAGCCGAUGCUGCCCAAGGGGUUCUGAGACACGUGAAAAACGAGUUAGGCCGCGGUGGCGUCUGGAAGGACCACUGGUGGAGCACGAUCCAGCCAGAGAGGAGGAGCACGGUUUCCUCCGAAGAAGUAAAGGUUGAAGAAGCCAGCAGCGGGAAAGAAAAAGCCAGCAGCAGCCAGGCACGGGCCGAGCGCAACCAGCUCCAGGGACCCUCCUCUUCGGAGUACUGGAAAGAAUGGCCCAACGCCGAGUCGCCAUACUCCCAGAGCUCAGAGCUGAGCCUCACUGGGGCCAGCCGCAGCGAGACACCCCAGAACAGCCCUCUGCCUUCCUCCCCAAUCGUGCCCAUGUCGAAGCCAUCCAAACCCUCGGUCCCCCCGCUGACCCCUGAGCAGUAUGAGAUUUACAUGUACCAGGAGGUGGACACCAUAGAGCUCACCCGGCAGGUGAAGGAGAAGCUGGCCAAGAACGGCAUUUGUCAACGGAUCUUCGGGGAGAAGGUGCUGGGCCUCUCCCAGGGCAGUGUCAGUGACAUGCUGUCCCGGCCGAAGCCAUGGAGCAAAUUGACCCAGAAAGGCCGAGAACCCUUCAUCCGGAUGCAGCUCUGGCUGAAUGGUGAGCUGGGCCAGGGCGUCCUUCCAGUCCAAGGGCAGCAACAAGGACCAGUCAUCCAGUCUGUGAUGUCACUCCAGGACCCCCUGCUGCAGGGCAGCGUGAGCUCAGAAAGCACUCCAAAGACCUCAGCCAGCUGCAGCCCUGCACCCGAAUCACCAAUGAGUUCUAGCGAAUCAGUGAAGAGUUUGACUGAACUGGUUCAGCAGCCAUGUCCCCCCAUUGAAACAAGUAAGGAGGGAAAACCACCCGAACCAAGCGAACCUCCAGCUUCAGACUCCCAGCCCACAACCCCACUGCCUCUCUCCGGACACUCAGCUCUCAGCAUUCAAGAAUUAGUAGCCAUGUCGCCAGAGCUAGACACCUAUGGCAUAACCAAGAGGGUCAAGGAGGUCCUGACAGACAACAACCUCGGCCAGCGCCUAUUUGGGGAGACCAUCUUAGGGCUCACCCAAGGCUCUGUCUCUGACCUCCUUGCUCGCCCAAAACCCUGGCACAAGCUCAGCCUGAAAGGACGGGAGCCCUUUGUCCGGAUGCAGCUGUGGCUGAAUGACCCUAACAACGUGGAAAAGCUGAUGGACAUGAAACGGAUGGAGAAGAAAGCCUACAUGAAGCGACGGCACAGCUCAGUCAGUGACAGCCAGCCCUGUGAGUCCCCCUCCGUUGGCAUCGACUACAGCCAGGGCGCCAGCCCCCAGCCCCAGCACCAGCUGAAGAAGCCCCGAGUGGUGCUGGCCCCUGAAGAGAAAGAAGCUCUGAAACGGGCAUAUCAGCAAAAGCCAUACCCGUCACCAAAAACCAUCGAAGAACUUGCCACCCAGCUCAACUUGAAAACCAGCACCGUCAUCAACUGGUUCCACAAUUACAGGUCCCGGAUCCGCAGAGAACUGUUCAUUGAGGAAAUUCAGGCCGGGAGCCAGGGCCAAACCGGGGCCAGCGACUCCCCGUCGGCCCGAAGCGGUAGGGCAGUGCCCAGCUCGGAGGGCGACAGCUGCGACGGCGUAGAGGCUGCAGAGGGCCCAGGCGCUGCGGACACCGAGGAGUCGGGCGGCCCCGCGGCCGCCGCCAAGUCUCAGGGAGGGCCGGCCGAGGCGGCCGCGGCCCCGGAGGAGCGCGAAGAGGCGCCGCGGCCGCCGGAGAAGGCGGAGCCGCCGCCCUCGGCGACCCAGGCCCCGGACGACGCCGACGACGAGGGCCAGUCAAGGGCUCCGCCGCCACCGCCGCCGCCAGAGGGCCCUGCGGACGGACCGGGGCCCGUGCCAAACCCUGCCGCCGACGCCGCUGCGCCCACGGCCGGGGAGGACGCCGCUACCUCAGCCGCCCCGGCCGCCGAGGGCCCCGGCCAGGCCCGGGAGGGCGCCGCGAGGAGUUCCGCUUUGCCAAGCACCAGCGCGCCGCCGCCCUGCGCCCGCCGGGCCAGCUCGCUGCAGAGCCUCUUCGGCCUCCCGGAGGCGGCGGGCGCCAGGGACUCGCGAGACAACCCCCUGAGGAAGAAGAAGGCCGCGAACUUGAACAGCAUAAUCCACCGCCUGGAGAAGGCCGCCAGCCGGGAGGAGCCCAUCGAAUGGGAGUUCUGAGAGGCCGCCGCCCGGCCGAGUCCGGCCGAGCCGGGCCGUCGGGCCAGUAGCCGGGAGGGGCGCGGCGACCCCAGGCCGGACGUGUUGCGCACUUACCGCCCUGCGGGCCACAGGGCAAAAUCGCCAUAGGCCAAGGUGCAUAUAGAAAACAAAGGAGCAUUAAGCCCAAUCUAUGUCGUGUUUUCAAGGAAGAAAACGGAAAUGUGUAGUCGAGCUUUUUUGUACCCUGAAGUGUUUUUUUUAUUGCCCUAAGUGAUUUCCACAGAUUCUGGAAUAACUCUUACAGCUUUGCCUUGCGCCCUCCUCUUUCGUGUGGGCUUAAAAAAAAAAAAAUCAAACCCACAUAUUAAAAGGGGGCUUUUUAUCUGCCAUCUAAUGGCUUCAGAGCGAUAAUACACUAUUAUCUUCUUAAACCAGGAAAAAAAAAAGUGGGGGGGGGGAUUUUUUCAGAAAAAUUAAAGAGUUUUUGUAGCUGUCCAGUUGCCACUAAGAGAUUGCACAGUCAAAGCGACUCUAAACACACUAGUUUGGAUUCCUAAAUAUUUUCAAGAAAAGAAUCUUCUCGUUUGAAAACUUUGAAUUAAAAUAAAACACAUUUACUCCACAUAUUUUUUAACAAGAAGAAAAGUCACAUCAGGAAAAUAUCUGAUUUUGUGGUAGCUGACGUAGUGUUUUCUUGUACAUGAAUAGAAUCCUGACAUGUAGUGCACAUUGAUCCAUAGCUUUAACUGACUCUGGGCUUUUGCUGACCAGGGUUUGUUUAAUACACUCCAUUCUAGGCCAAAUCAGGACAAAAAGAAAAGAUCCGAAUCUAGGUAUUUUAUAAUCUGCUUUUUAACCUCUAACCGCAGAGCACGCUGAUCAGACCUCAUGUCUGGGAGGUUUGGGAGACAAGUUAGAACUGUAGCAUGUUCCUGUUCGUUUUGUGUAAUUUAUGGUGUCUACGUCUGUGUUCGUGCGCCUGCACAUGCGCAAGCAUUUAAAGACAGCAGGAAAGAGUCGGCCGGUAAGGUCCCAGCAGGCAGUUCUGGGGCCCUGUUUAGAACCUGGGGCCACAACGGGGUCCUGCCCCUUGUAGACAGCAGUCUUUCCUUGGCACAGAAGGCACCACACCUCACACCACUCUCCCGGGCGCCUGAUGGACUGAGCCCUACCAGGGGAAGAUGCUCCCUGGGCCUGGGCAGGGCUUGCACACACACUCUCUUUCCCUGGCUUCCCACCACAAGCACUGAUGACUAUGUUGAAGUCGUGGGAAGCUUCCUUCCCUGCAGAAGAGAGAACGUGGCAGUCUGGGCUCUGCACCCACCCUCACAGACAUGGCCCACACUUACACCAAAAUGUUGAUGCUCUUCACUUCCAGACCAGACCAUUUGCCCUUCAUUCAUUCUGCCUCUUGGAAAGUUCUUUUAUGCACAGUUUUAGGACAGUCUAAGUACAAAUCAAAAGUCUAACUUGUCUCUGAUUCCUCCUGUUGUCUAUGUGUAGAUGCGUGAGAAUAGAGGUGGAUGAGAGUGUGCGUGUGUGCGUGUGUGCAAUUUUAUACGUCUGUGUAUUUUCUUAAGUACCUGUGCACACAUAGAGUGCAUUACUGCCACCUUUUUUCAAUAAGCUGUUUUAUCAGUUAUGGCUUCUACAAGUUUGCUAAUUUAGACUCCUUUAUUGCCAUAUCUUUAAACUAACAAUAGAUGAUUUCGGUAUAUAUAUAUAUUUUUUUUUUUGCUUAUUUAUAGGUGCUGUAUUUUAUUAUCUGAUUGUUAGGAAGGGAUGAAAGGGGCAAAUAUUCUUUAGAGGGAUAGACUGCCGGCAGUAUUGGGUAUAAUUUACAAGAUGUAGUUGUCAUACUGUAUAUUACUGAUUGAAAACUUUUUGACCGUAUCGUGUAUCAUUGAAACCUUUUGUCUUAGGUCAACAUCUUUGGAUGACAUUUUAAUGGUGCAUUCAUUAUUUCUUAAGUUUAAUUAAUAUUACUUUUUUUGAUUUGGGGGGGUGGGAGGGAGUUAUAAUUUUCAAGGUAUGCUCCCGCUUUUACACCUCAGUGUGCUUGUAUUAAUUAACUUGUAGGCCUUUGACUGUAAGAUGUGAAACCACGUUUCUUGCAUGAUAUUUUAGAAAUUACGUAUUUCAUUUACAGUCUUUUUAACCUGCAACUGCAGCACUUAAUUCAAGAUUUCACAAAUUUUAAGAGUCACUACACUAAAGACAAUGCCUUUUCAUGAAUACGAAGUUUCCAGAAGGCUCUAGGAGGCUGGGAGGCAGGCCGUUUGGUUGGGAUGGUUGCAUUAUCUCAACUUGAAACCUGGUUCAGUGAAAACAGAAUUCAAACUGGAGGAUUGUAAGGAAAAGUGGGUUACCAUCUGGCUCAGUUCAGGUGCGUGCAAAAGAGCGAGUUCACGUUAGUGACCCUUAGGACAGUGAGUAGCAGAACCGCAGACAGUACUGUGGUGUCCUCUCCACGAAAACCUCGAGGGAUUUGUGUCAUCGUGUGUGAUGAAGCUCUAAACAUCAUUAGAAUGAAAAGAAGGAAGUUAGCGGGAAACAUUAGGGCAGUGUUUUUAGUUUUAAAGGCAUAACUGUUAUUUACAAAGGUGUUAAAUCUGAGAAAAUUGAGGCAUAUAGAUUUGCCCAUCCUAGUGGCCAAAUAGUAACAGUCCAAAAGAGCCACUUUGGCUCUUCCAAGCAAUUGAAUCGUUUUUGUUGUUGUUCUGUUUUUUUGUUUUGUUUUUUUUUUAAGCCAGAGGAGUUGGUGGUUGUUGAUGUCCAUUCUGUCUUUUUUGCCAGACUUACAUCAGAGUGCUUGAUACAAUCAGUUGGUUAAAUUUUUGCUUAUGGUUCUGUGUUUGUAUUUUUUCUCGAUUAUUUAUUUAUUUUUAUUUUUUCUUUUGUGCGAUCCCAAUCUCAUGAUCUCUUGUGUUGAGUUUUCACUGUCUGUAAUACUUCUAAGAGCUGCCACUCAUAACAAACGUGGAGGGCGAGUGCCCCCCUCCUUGUUGGGCCCCUCAGUUUGAGUCUAAAGGUUGAUCUGUCUUCUUGAUAAGCAAUAUUCAAGUGCCUUGAAAAGCAUCCUCUUGUGGUUUACUUUCCACUGGCUGUCGUUCCAAACAGUAACUCCUGCAGGCAGCAGACCCUCCUCUCUUUACGCUCUAUCAGCUUCAAAAGCUGAUUUGUACCUCUCCCCUGGGGGGGAACGGUUCCGUCUAAAACACUAACGCUUAAUUACAAGCUCCAUUAUACCAUUUUAAAUGGCCUCUUUUUGUUAAUUGGAGGCAGUGUUCAUAACUCUGGAGUUAAGGCUUUUGCCAUUACUUAGCUAGCUAAGUGGAGACUCAGCAUAAAAUCAGUGUUCACAUUUAGCCUCUUGGCCCUUGGGUCCUGCCUGAGUCCUCUGGUGGUGUCUGAGGUAGAGGGUGUGUGGGUUCUGUCCAAGACCCCAUCCUUGCUCACUUCUAUCCUAGAAAAGGGAGUCUUCUCCCCAUCUAGCUUCCAGGUAGCCUCCUCUCUCAGACUUCUGAAUCAGUCAGGAUAUCUGCGAUUUGUUCGCCAGACCUCUCUUGUUGAAAAAGGAUUACCAUGGCCAGUUAGCACACCUCGGUGAUGCUCAUCACCAGGCUGAACUAAGGCUACCUGAGGAACCCCACGGCCCUGAGGAGGCUAGAUCAUCAUCUCCUGGGGCCGGAUCGGGCAGACUGUUCCAGGACACAGGUUGAGAGAAGUCUCCGAGAAAUGCCAGGACCUUGACCUGAAUGAUGACUAUCAAACCGUGGCCACUAUGUCUGGGAAAAUCAGUGAGGCAAGAGAUACAGUUUAUGGCCUCCCCGGAAUAGUUCCUUGUCCUUCCCAAGCACAGCUGCCUCCCUGCCCAGUUUCCUUCCUGUUGGCGUCUUUGUUUUCUCCCCCCAUUUAAAAACUCUCCUGUCAAAUGUGGACAUUCAGGUCUGCUGGUUGGUGUUAAAAAGCUUCGGGGUGAAAUUUCCUCUGUGUUCUCUCUGUGGCCUGAACAGACUCCACACACACACACACACACACACACGCCCAGACAGCCAGCUCUAGGCGGAAGGAAACAGUCCACCCAAGCUCUCCCACCCGAUCUGCCUCCCAGCCAGGGCCAUGUCAGUCAGGCAGCUCACAAGCAAACCAAGGAGGCAGGUUGUGCUCUAAUCAGAAGGGAAAGCUCUGCGCCUUGGCCAACUGUCCCGAGGUGGGGAAUCAAUCACGCCCUGGGAGAGAUCAGAGCAAAAGUGUAAGUGACCGGGUGAGCGCAGGCAGGUGCCUCCCCGUGAAGGCUGCUCUGGAUUCCUUCGUUCCGCCUGAACUCGCGUUCUUUGAUACAGGGGUGAUUAAUGAACUCUGACAUUCUAUGCAAUGUUUUUCAUUCCUCUGAUUUUAGAAAAACUAAUCUCACUGAAUUAGCAGAGGAACCAAGGAGAAUAUACCCAUGUCCUUCUGGGAUCAGCACAAAGUAAAAUGGUGAUAAUGACUUACUGAAUUUUGAGCCAGUGAACGACAGUCUUUGCCUUAAAUGCAAUAUGACAGGCGCCUCUUGGCAGGCCUAUCAAAACAAAAGGCUGCCCUUCCGUCAUUCCAAGCCCCCACUCUUGAGGCCAGUGAGCCAGCUGUGUGGGGGAAGUGGAGCCAUGCAAGGUUCCAGGAAUGUGUGGGAAGCACGGUGGGUUGUUAUCGGCAUUACUUUAGGCUGGAGAUUUGGCUCCUGCUGAGGAGAGGGGGCUCCCCUGCUCCUCCCUGGAUGUCCUCCAUGUCUUCACACUCCUCAUGUGUUCCCUUCUACCUCACUGACCUGUGUUCUUCAGCUGACAACACUCCACACCUCCCACUCCUCAGAACCAUGAGGCAAGUGGGCUGAAGGGGGAUGAAAGGCUAGAAGUGCGGCAAAUGGGAGUAUAUCUUGGCCUGGUAAAUUUUUUUUUUUUUUUUUCUCUGCUGUGAAUACCGUGUGGACAGACAACUGUGCUCUUGGGUUUUUUUUCUUGGCUUCCACCUGUUUCUGAAGCUCUAGCAGCUGUUUCCUGAGGUCUGGGGUCUUUGGUCUGCUUUGCUUUCUGUCCAUUCCUGCUCAGCUGUUAAGAUCCAUCACAGCCAUUCCCCUUGCCCUGAGCUGCCCCAAACUGGCCACAUGAGGACACCUCCCCAGGAUUCCUGCCUGGUGAUAGUGACUCUGCAGUUAUUGUUGUCUCUAGCUGGCACCGGGGGUUGCGAUUUUUAGUGCCAUUGUGAGCUCUCCUUUGGAAGCCUCUAAAGGACGGAAGAGGAUCUGACUUUGUCCAGCCUGCAUGCCUGGUCUUCAAUCACAUGAGCUUUUCUUUCAAGAAGAAUGUUGCAGUUACCAUCCAGUGCCCAAGAAAGCCAGCUCCCGGGGCUGCUGGUUGGAUGUGGCCAAGGUGGUCUCCUGGUACAGAGAGUUUGGGAGUGGGGCUUCAUGAUUUUGUCAUCAUGUCGUGCUUGGGCAAAAGCUCACCCUUAGAAAUUCACCCCCAAUUCUCCCGCAGUUUCAUUUGGGCCUGAUGACAUUAAGGAAGCCUUCAUGGCCCCCAAGGCCCUGAGCAGCAAGGUGGGGGCAUGGGACUUUCUAACAUUAUGUAGUUCAAUCUCCAGGUGCAUUCAAUGCCAGUCUGGCCAGCACACUUGCAUGCUUGGAGAAUAGUACAAUUUGACAACAUUUUUAUUCCCAUUCUGCCUUUUGAAAUAUAAAACCACCAGGAAAAGAAGGGAAAACAAGCUCCCAAUUAAAGUUCCAAAAAGAUCCAGCCUGUGAAACAGAGAGAUGUGCUGAAAGCCAAGGACAAAACUCUCAGCAGGAAUCAGGUCAGAAGAGAGGGGGCAUUGGAGCAUGCAUCCAGCAUAACCCAAACUGAGUUCCGGCCCUGCUCCUGGGCUCUUCCUGACCCCGGAAGCCCCAG
Loxodonta africana (African savanna elephant) is the source of this 37965-nucleotide messenger RNA. RefSeq names its product cut like homeobox 1 (gene CUX1). Gene Ontology annotation, biological process: intra-Golgi vesicle-mediated transport; regulation of transcription by RNA polymerase II. The record is from RefSeq and is a predicted model, not a curated record. The transcript has 24 exons. Lineage: Eukaryota; Metazoa; Chordata; Mammalia; Proboscidea; Elephantidae. Gene Ontology annotation, molecular function: DNA-binding transcription factor activity, RNA polymerase II-specific; RNA polymerase II transcription regulatory region sequence-specific DNA binding. Bases 27479 to 32053 code for a protein of 1524 amino acids. Gene Ontology annotation, cellular component: nucleus; Golgi membrane.